AUGGCGACAGCACUCAGACUGAGGCCUAACGGGCUGAACCGGUGGCUAGCAUUGGCGCCUAUGACAUCCACAAUUUCCGGCCAGUGUCGUGCCGCAGCUAUGCGCACUUACUCGACCUCCGACCGUCUUCCGAAGAUCGCGGACGCCUCAGUAUGGACGGCCAUGAUCCCCGCAUUCAUGCGACGGAAGCGAUCGCGCACGGCGGACGAAAAGAAAAAGUGGAAUCCGGCCACUUUCUACAUCGUCAUGUUCACACUCAUCGGCUCGCAAGCCAUCCGUAUGCUCACCUUGAAGAACGACUAUACUGCGUACCGUCGGACUGUGGAUGCCAAGAUUGAGCUCCUGAAGGAGGUCAUCAGGCGUGUCCAGAACGGGGAAGAUGUGGACGUGGAGAAGUUAUUGGGUACUGGAGACGAGGCGAAGGAGAGAGAAUGGGAAGAAGUCUUGCAAGAGAUUCAACGAGAAGACAACCUUUGGCAUGAGAAACACAAAUCUGCACAACAACCGGAAAACAACACACCGAAGAGCGAGGACAAGGCACCUCAAAAGUUAAAAGGAAAAGAAACGGCACCCACAGUGAAUGCGGAUGAAGAGGCCACGCAGACCAAGCCAACAAGGAAGCCUACCUUCUUCUAA
This is a messenger RNA of Penicillium maclennaniae, 636 nucleotides long. RefSeq names its product DUF5321 domain-containing protein. Bases 1 to 636 code for a protein of 211 amino acids. The record is from RefSeq and is a predicted model, not a curated record. Lineage: Eukaryota; Fungi; Ascomycota; Eurotiomycetes; Eurotiales; Aspergillaceae. The transcript has 2 exons.